GCGGUGGCUAAUAACGGCAGCGCGAGGGUUGUUGGGAGUGCCGGCGGCGGUUCGGCGGCGGUGCCCGGGAUGGAGCGGGAGGGAGCGGCGGCAAACAGAGAGCCAGCUGCAGAGCUGCCAAGUAGCUAAGGAAAGGCUGAAAUGCACAAGUGCCAGGGGGAUCUGUAGAAAAGGAUUGUAUUCUUGCUCUGAAGAUCCAGUGGAAGAAGAGGCAGCUGCUGUUCCUCUGGGGAAUCCCGUGGAGAAAGCUGUGCUGGUGUCUCAAAAAACGUCUGGAUCAUAUCGGGAACCACCAGACUAAAGAAGAAAAAUACAGGAAAGCCUUGCCAGAAUCAAGGAGCAUGUCACAAAAUAUAAGUAACCAGCCUUUGCAGCUUAAACCAGAGCUGCCAAAGGCAAGUGGCAUGCAUGCUUGGCCUGUUCCAAGGAGUCCAGCAACUACCGAUGAGCGCAGGAAACAGCUGGAGGAGUGGUUGGCAGCCAAAGGCAGGAUAUACAAGCGGCCGCCGAUGAGGUUGCUUAUGAAGCAGGCGGUCAUACCAUCCUGCAGAAAGGUCAAGCCAACCGAGAAAAAAGACAAUCCAGAGCAGCACUUCCGAGCCAAGGCAAACAACGUAUUAGCUGAUUGCCUGAAGCUCAUUGAGGAGGGUGUCCAUGCUGAGGACAUCUCAACAGUGCUGUCCCUUGUGCCCCAGGCAGAGAAAUUUGCCAAAUUUUGGAUCUGCCAAGCAAAGCUGCUGGCCCGGAGUGGCCCCUUUGAUGUGUUGCAGCUGUACAGAGAAGCAGUCAGCGCUGGGGCUGAGCCAGUUGAAGAUCUCAGAGAAACUGCUCUCAAUAUUUUGAAGGAUGCUGGCCAGAAACUGGAAGGAGCAAAGGAAGAAGAAGCCACUCCUCGGGAGCCUACAACACCUUGUCCCGCUGAGAGGCAUCCUAUAGCGUCAACUCCAGGCCUGGUGGGGAGGCACAUGACCUCCCUCCCCCCCUCAGUCAAACUACAGGUGACGUCAGCAUCCAGAGGAAGGGAAUUCCGGGAACGCCCAGAAUUUAAAUUCAUAACCCCUGUGCGGCGUUCCCUGCGGACUGAGAGGGCUCGGAGUCGCUAUCCAGAGAUGCUACACGACCAUGACCCUGUGGUGUCAUCUCUCAGUGAAAUCCUGGCUGCUGAGGAGGAGACUCUCUUCUUCUUCCGGAAAAACAAGGCUUUGCCAGAAGUGACAGAGUUGGAGGGCUUGAGUUCAUAUCCACCCAAGAGCCCCUGAGGGUUCCCAGCAGGAGCAGGCUGCCUUGUACACAUUCCCCUGACUGCUCUUGCUGCCCCUCAGAUGUAGGGGGGAGGGUUUGGCACACAAUAAAUAUGUAUCUGUGGUUGUCUGACCAGAAAUGAGACUUUUGGGAUGCUGUGGUCACUACCACCAAACCACCAAUGGAUGCUCAGUUUUUAAGAUUGGCAUUUGGUACGACCACUGAAAAUAAGAUCUGCCUCUGAGAAAACACAGGCGUUAAGAACCAGAGCUGCUCACCUAGGAGCUCUCUUGGGUUCCUGCUCUGAAAGAGGUCAGAGCUCUCCCCUGUCCGGCUGUCUGCUGCUGGGUAGGAGAGAGGAGUGCCUCGUGGCCUGGGGGAGGUAGGCCUGACCCUGAGGGGCCCAAGGGUGGAGGAAUUGAAGGAAUGGAGGAGCACGAGAGGUGUUCUACCCGCCCCCCUCGGGAGAUGGGGAGAGAGAAGGCAACCUGUGCUUGUUACCUUGAAAUUCCAGGAGAAGGACUGGGGGAGGGAAAUUGCCGCAAGGUGUCCAGCCGAGUGUAAGUGUGUGGUCUCAGAAAAGCAAGCCAUUAACAUCCAAGGUUGUCAGCAUGGUGUGCUGGCAUGGCAUGGAAUGGCAUGGCAUGGCCAGAUGUGGCAUAGCAUCACACACCAUGCCGUGGUGCUGUCAAAAAUAGGUUGUAAACUGUUGUAAAUAGUUGAUAGAUUGUUAAGCAUGUACUGUUAGUUUGGUUAUUAUAUUGUACAAAGGGUUAAAAGGGCAGUUGUAAGAAAUAUGGUACUCACCGUACCAUACCACCCCUCAGUAAAGUGCACCACUAGCCAGCCUGGACAGAACUGGUGGCCUGUCCUGUAAACAGAAACUUGCAAUUCUUGUCAGUCUUAUUCUGCUCCUUGUGAAGGUUGGGCUUGAUUGACUUAAGUGGACACCACCUGAUUUUGCCGUCCGUUUUGACAGCUGCGUACCCUUGCCCCCUGAGCAUCAGCCUCCAGCCCCGUUCCCAUUCGCCUAGCUCGUUUCUAAUUACAACCUGUGGGCCCUCCUUUAGCGCUCGGGCGGCCCAGUGUUUUUGUUUCAUCUCCCCUAGGGAACUGAUUCAGUGCUAGCAAAGCGGUUGCCAGUAUACGCGCCUGAUCUCCUGGGGGAAUGGAAUUGGCAAAGCCCUCUGCCUUUGCCAACACUUCUAGCUUGGUUUUCAGGGUCUGAUUUGCUCUCUCAACUAUGGCCUGCCUGGUACUGUUAUACGGGAUACCUUGCACUAAUGUGAUGCCCCGUUUUGAGGCGAAUUCUUGCACUGGUUUGGAGGUGAAAUUGGAACCGUUGUCAGUUUUGAUCUGCUUGGGGAUACCAAGCCAAGCCAUGGCUGUCAGCCAGUGCUGAAUUGUGGCCUUGGAGUUUGUUUUGUGGUGCUGUGUGGCUAUGAUCAUUCCGCUAUAAGUGUCCACUGUCACUGCAAGCCAUGCUCGGGGCUUCAGCAGUUGACACCAGGUGAAGCCCGACUGCCAGAUCUCUGAAGGCUUGAGACCUCUCGGGUUGACCCCACAGCUCCAUAGGGGUGACUUUUGGCAAUGAGGGCAAGUGGCUACCACAUGUUUUGUGUCCGCUGUGGAGAUUUCACAUCUCUUCGCUUUGGCUCUGAUGUGGAGUGACUCGUGCAGCUGACGAGCUUCCUGCAACGUCCAUAUGCCUUUUGCUGCGGCGUCCGCUUUGUCGUUGCCAGUCUGGAAGUAACCUUUGACUGGGUUGUGGCUGUUGAUGUGAAUGACUGACACGGUGCCCUGUCGCGAGGAGAGUGCUUCUUCCAGCAUUAGGGCUGCUGCAGUUGUUGACACACCUGGUCCUGCCAUGGCUAGGCAGAGCCUUGCCACGAAUAUAGAGUCCGUUACAAUGUUGAGGUGUUCAUCUUGGAAGAGUCCGCGUGCCAAGACCACUGCUAAGACCACUGGAAGGAGCCAUGACUAAGAAACAUGCAGAAGAAGGAGUCUGUGCUGUGAAGAUCUACAGCCAUAAGAAAACACCAAGAGAAGGUGUUUUGUCUGAGGUCGUCUUGUCUGGGGUCUUCUUCCUUUGUCCUGGCACAAAAGGAAAAGGGCAGCACAGUUAGAGCACUGGCUAGGGGUUACACCUCGGCACUCUGGACAGGGGCAGGGUGCCUGCCUGCAGAGGCUUGCAGGGCCAGGACCCUCCCUAGCCCAGGCAGAAGAACAGUGUCCCAUUUUUCAGAUCAGGAUUCCUGACUUUGACCACACUCCUUAGGAGGGACAUGAGGUGCUGGGACAGACUGUAAACAGUGUUGCCUCCAGUCUGGCAACACCAGGGAGUGCCCACGCUCAUCAACCCAAAGGAACUGGAUCAAGUUGAUGAGUUCCUAUAUACAAUGAUUGGGGAAAAACUAAACAGAACAAGCAAAGUGAAAUAGAAAUUGAGAAAAUUUAAAAUUGUAAAAGCCAAGUUCAGACCCCAAUAUCUAUGUUAAACAAAGUCAUCAGGCUCCAGGGAGUAUUAAAAAUAAAGAAUGCAAUUACUAGAAACAUUUCAAAUGAAAUAAAAAAAUUAGCAUGUGUAAAUAAUCAAGAACAAACUCCUGCGCUUGCUUCCAGGUGGAAGCCUUCCAGAGGAGAGGCAGG
Molecule: messenger RNA, 3891 nt
Organism: Zonotrichia leucophrys gambelii
Lineage: Eukaryota; Metazoa; Chordata; Aves; Passeriformes; Passerellidae
Gene: CKAP2L
Product: cytoskeleton associated protein 2 like
Exons: 9
Coding region: 342-1259 (305 amino acids)
Cellular component (GO): centrosome; mitotic spindle; cytosol
Source: RefSeq, a predicted model, not a curated record